GGACGUCAUGCAGGAGAACUAUGAGAAUGUGACCUCGCUAGGGUUCCCAGUUUUCAACUCUGAAGUGAUGUCCCAGCUGGAACCAAGCGAAGAGCUGUGGGUCUCAGAUCUCCAGGUCUCAGAGGAAAAAGAGAUCCUGAGAGAAACCUGCCCAGGAGAUGAUGGGAUGGUGAAUGAGAACAAGGAGCAGAAUCCACAGCAGGAAGAUGUUGAGCACAUGGAACUCCAAGGGGGCUUACCACAAGGAACCCAAGGAAACAUGUCCAGGAGCUGUGAAGAGAGGCAGCAGGGAAACAAAUCAGGGGAGAAAGUGGGUAAAUCCAUCAGUUGUGAGGAAAAUCUCAAGGACCUCAAGGAAACCACAGCCCAGCAGAGAAUCCUCAAGGGAGAGAGACAAAACAUGUGCCCUGAGUGUGGGAAAACCUUCCCUUGGCUCUCUCACCUUAUUAGACACCAGAGAAUCCACACAGGCGAGAGACCCUAUGAGUGCUGUGAGUGCAGCAAGACCUUCUCUUGGCACUCACAGCUUAUUGUACAUCAGAGAAUCCACACAGGAGAGCGACCCUAUAAGUGCUGUGAGUGUGGGAAAACCUUCACUCGGCGCUCACACCUUAAUGUACAUCAGAGAAUCCACACAGGAAAAAGACCCUAUGAAUGCUGCAAGUGCAGGAAAAACUAUAUUCAGAGAUCAGACCUUAUCAGACAUCAUAGAACCCACACAGGAGAGAGACCCUAUGAAUGCUGCGAGUGCAGGAAAACCUUCCCUCGGCGCUCACACCUUAUCAGACAUCAGAAAACCCACAAAGGUGCGAGCCCCUAUGAAUGCUGGUUUCCAGUUUCCAAACCUGAGGUGAUAUCCCAGCUGGAACCAGGGGAAGAACUGUGGGUCUCAGAUCUCCAGGGCUCAGAGGAAAGAGAGAUCCUGAGAAGAACCUGCACAGGAGACGAUGGGGUAGUGAGUGAGAACAAGGAGGAGAAUCCAGAGAAGGAAGAUGCUGAGCAUGUGGAACUGUGCGGGGGAUUAUCACGAAGAACUAAAGGAAACGUGUCCUGGAGUCAUGAGGGGAUGCAGCAGGGAAACCAGCCAGGGGAGAAAGUGGGCAAAUCUAUCAGUGGUGAAGAAAACGAUCUCAAGGAAGCCGCUGCCCAGCAGAGAAUCCUCAAAGGAGAGAGAAAAAACAUAUGCUCUGAAUGUGGGAAAACUUUCCUUAGGCACUCACACCUUAUUAUACAUGAGAGAAUCCACACAGGCGAGAGACCUUAUGAAUGCUGUGAAUGCCAGAAAAGCUUCACGCGACGCUCAACCCUUAUUAGCCAUCAGAGAACCCACACGGGUGCAAGACCUUAUGAAUGCUGUGAGUGCGGGAAAACUGUCACUCGGCACUCAGACCUUAUCAGACAUCAGAGAAUCCACAUAGACGCGAGCCCCAGUGAAUGCUGUGAUGGGAUUGUGAGUGGGAACAUGGAGCAGAAUCCACAGCAAGAAAAUGCUGAGCACGUGGGACUGUGCGGGGGAUUAUCACCAGGAACUAAAGGGAACAUGUCCAGGAGUCGUGAGGAGAGGCAGCAGGGAAACCACCCAGGAGAGAAAGUGGGUAUAUCCAUUAGUUGUGAGGAAAAUCACAUGUGCCUCAAGGAAACCACUGCCCAGCACAGAAUCUUCAAGGGAGAGAGAGAAAACAUGUGCUCUGAAUGUGGGAAGACCUUCCAUCGCCGCUUAAACCUUAUUUUACAUGAGAGAAUCCACACAGGAGAGAGACCAUAUAAAUGCUAUGAAUGCGGGAAAACCUUCACUCGAUGCCCAAACCUCAUUAGACAUCAGAGAAUCCAUACAGGUGCAAACCUCAGUGAAAGCGCAGGGCUUCCAGUCUCCAAACCUGAGGUGAUGUCCCAGCUGGAACCAGGGGAAGAGUUGUGGGUCUCAGAUCUCCAGGGCUUGGGGGAAAAAGAGAUCCUGACAGGAACCUGCACAGGUGAUCGGAUGGUGAGUGAGAACAAAGAGCAGAAUCCACAGCAGGAAGAUGAGGAGCACAUUGAACUGCACAGGUUAUUAUCACAAGGAAUUAAACAAAACGUGUCCCAACCAGGGGAGAAAGUGAGUAAAUCCAUCAGUUGUGAGGAAAAUCACAAGGACCUCAAGGAAACCACAGCCCAGCAGGGAAUCCUUAUGGGAGAGAGAAAAAGCCUAUGCCCUGAGUGUGGUAAAACCUUCCCUCGACGCUCACACCUUAUUUUACAUCAGAAAAUCCACACAAGAGAGACAGCCUAUGAAUGCCGUGAGUGCGGGAAAACCUUCACUCGGCGCUCAGACCUUAUCAGACAUCAGAGAACCCACACAAACCCUAACCCCUAUGAAUGCUGCCAGUGUGGGAAAAUCUUCCCUUGGCACUCACAGCUUAUUGUACAUCAAAGAAUCCACACAGGAGAGAGACCCUAUGUGUGCUGUGAGUGCGGGAAAGCCUUCACGCGACGUUCACAUCUUAUUAGACAUCAGAGAACCCACACUCAAGAGCGACCCUUUGAAUGCUGUGAAUGCGGGAAAACCUUCUCUCAGAGCUCAACCCUGAUUAGACAUCAGAGAACCCAUGUUUGUGAGAGGCCCUAGGAAUGCUGUGAGUAUAGAAAAAACUUUUCUGUUCAAUCAGCCCUUAUUAAUCGUCAGAAAUUCCAGAAAGGACAGAGACCCUGUGAAUGUUGUGUGUGGGAAAAUUUUCAUUUACUACUCAGACCUUAGGAGAUAAUAAAUGGUCCACACAGGAUUGACACCUUAUAUAUGUUCUGAGAGUGGGAAAAAAGCUUCUAUCAGAGGUUAUGCAUUAUUUAUCUUCAGUGAAGCCACAAAGGAGAUAAACACCAUAAAUAUCUUGUCUAGGGCUAACAAGAAAAUGUAUUUUCCCUUUAAAAUUUUUGGUAUUUAGCCUGUUAGCGCCAUUUACUUCAUUGUGGUCCCUCUGCUCCCCCAGGUGAGUUGUCCAGUUUUGCUUUUUGCAGAUUGCGCUUCUUUGGGUGAAUCCCCAAAGACCCUUUCUAUCAUCUGUUUUGUUCUAUGAGUCACGGGAGUAUGAGUCCCUCUUAUUAGGAAUGCACAUCAGCUCCAGGUUGGUGAAAUACAAAUGAAGUCAGUUAGUCGGAUUGUGGUAAAUUCUACCUGGGCCUUUUCUCCAUUAGCAUGUUUUUGUAGUUAGCUAGCUCCAGUGAGCUAUCCAGAUGUAAAAUCACAGCUAUGUUUUCUAUACUGACACGGCCCAAGUAUAUUAGUCUGCGUUAGCCAGUAUAUUUUCCCUUAGCCUGUCCUAAUGUACUCCACAUUUCCUAGUCUAGACAAACCAUUAUCAUGAUGCUAAAACUUUUGCAAAUAAUGCAACUCAAUAAUAAUGAGAUGGCAGUGAGUGAAGCAGGUUUCAGUGGCUCAGAGGACAAUGCAAUGGGAAAAUCUGUGGUCCUGAUUCUGAGUCAUCAGAUGAAACCUGCUAUAGAAUCUCAUUCUAUCUGAAAUGAAAAAUGUCUUGUACCUCUGGUAGAUUUUUCUCUUUCCUGAAAGCUGUUUGGUCACACAACUGGAUAUUAGUUUUCUCUGGCAGAUUUAUUGGAGACUUUGAGACAAAUUCCCAUUUGCUUCAAUGGUAAUUUCUUCCCUUAUUUUUUGUUUUUCCCCACCUCUCCGUGAAGAAAUGGUUAAAUUCAAAUUCAAUUCAGUCAACUGGAGAGAAUAUUCACAGUUAUGGGAUGUGCUAUCAAGGAAAUUAUUGCUCACAUUAAUCUUGCAAGGACUCUUCUCCUUGAUGUUUUAAAUCAAGGUUUUUAGUGGUUUUAAGAUAUACUCAUUCCAGAUUCAUCUGACUAUCUAGUAGACAACUGCACCUUGGCAACUAAACAUCAAUCUAAUUACAUUGUUGCAACCCCCUGAUAUAGUUACACCAAUGGAAAUAUUCACAUAACCUUGAAUACUGCUAGGCUGACAUUUAAUCUCAGAAACCCAAACAUCCUUGCCCGACUCCUUCCCCAAGGCCAUGCACCUGCCCCACCUCUUCUCUGAGUCCCCUUCCCCCCACUCACUCCAUCCCCCUUCCUCCGUUGCUCACUCUCCACCACCCUCAUUCACUCUCAUGGGGAAGGGGUGUGGUCUCUGGGCUGAGAGUUGGGGCCUAGGGGUUCGGAGUG
Molecule: messenger RNA, 4161 nt
Organism: Mauremys reevesii (Reeves's turtle)
Lineage: Eukaryota; Metazoa; Chordata; Testudines; Geoemydidae
Product: zinc finger protein 774-like
Exons: 8
Coding region: 8-2605 (865 amino acids)
Biological process (GO): regulation of transcription by RNA polymerase II
Molecular function (GO): DNA-binding transcription factor activity, RNA polymerase II-specific; RNA polymerase II cis-regulatory region sequence-specific DNA binding
Source: RefSeq, a predicted model, not a curated record